GUUCUUACUCCAUAAAAUUUUGAAACCACGGUUUUGUCAAUCGUAUCGCGAUCCGAUGAUCAGUUCUACGAAAAUGUGACGCACCGGUCAGGAAAUGGCACGAUGGUCGACUGUAUUGUCGGGAGUAUUCCUGGCCCUUACAAUGGUCCUGUCCCUUGGCAAACUUCUGAUGCUUGCCACCGGAAAUGGAAACAACGGGGAUGUCACCGAAGCAGAUCAGUGGCUGGCCGAAAUCGGCCUUAAACAAUACCGGCCUCUCUUCAGGAAAAAAGGCAUCUCAACCCUUGCGAGCUGCGGCGAAGUGGACGCGUUACCGGAACUGCCGGCACAGGACGAGGAACGAUUGCAACGAGCAGCACGUUUGUUACAGCAGAGACUCGUUUUACGCCAGUGGUUGGCGGACCAUGGCCUGCAUAGCCAUUACCAAAAGUUGAUGCAAAUGGGAGUGAUGUCUCUGGAAGAUGUAUACUGGAUGGAGGGUCACAAGGCACUUGCAGCGCUUGGCAAGGAUUUGCCGCGUUGGAUGCAGGCGAGGCAAACGCUGCCUAUAUCAAAGGAAGAUUUAGAAACCCUCAAGGCUGAUCUAUGGAGCGCUGUGGUGAAGAACAGUCAACAUCAGGACGCCUGGACAUGGGGUGGAAUGUUGGUAGUUUCUGUGUCUGUGGCAGGGUUAGUGACCCUGGCUGCUAUGACACAGCCAGCUCUAGCACCAGAGGCUAAACAUUCCCUACUGCAAUAUGUGACUGGAAAGUAUUUGCUACCGAGCAACUGCCGGGUUCAUUUUGCAUGGGACGAACCACGGCUCGUGGGGGAGACAAUGACGUUCACAGUGAAGUUUUAUCAACGCAACGGCCAACCUUACCCAAUCUGUGACAAAGACAAUCUGAUCGUUGAGGUCACAGAAGGAACAAGAAGGGUAGCUACCCUGAUAGAGCUGGGAGGCACCGACCCGUUAGCUGCAAACACUGCAGUGGUGAAAUUUACUGUCCGCCAUGCUGGACAAUAUCGAAUAGCCGUACUUAUUGGUUCUUGUCACGUUCACGGUAGCCCGUUUCUUAAAAAUUUUCUUCCCGGUCCUCCAGAUCCAAAUAAGACCGUAUUCGUGCGACAAAGUUCGACGGUAGUUUGUACAGCUGGAAUUGCACACUGUAUGACAAUAGAACCGCGGGACGAGUACGAUAAUCUAUGUAUAUUUGGACCUGGAGAUAAACCCACGGAAGGCUACCAAGUUAACAUCACUCAGAUUGGUAAUGUAGUGGAUAAAUCGGCUGUUACGAAUUGUAGUAUACAACUUGAUUACGACUCUCCAAAUCAGCGGAUUCAUUUGAAAGUUAGUUUUCCAAAGGGUGGCUGUUAUCAUGCGACAGUUAGUUUAGCUGGUUUACAGCUGCAUAAUGGCGAUUUCGACAUCAUUGUCCUCGAGAGUGAUGUUGCCAGAAUGGUGCACAAUAACGUGGCCUCAAAGGACCCAGACAUUUGCUACGCGGCGAAAUUGUUGGGCAUGCAGGGCGAGAAAUUCUCGAAACCAAAAAAAGUUGUCUGCUUUAUUUCGCCUAAACAGCUUACGAUUAAGGAAUACUUGUUAAGAAUCAUACCGAAGAGACUCGUUACUUUCAGGCUUUGUCCAUCUACUAAAUUCCAUUUUGAUUGUUCGAAUAAUCAGUACGAUGGUUACGACUCUUUUUCUAUCGAUGAUGGAUGUCAGCCACCCGUUGAAUUAAUUUCUCUCUAUCGAGAUAUAAUAGCCGCUACAUUUACGUUGUUUUUGUUGAAAAACAUAGGUGGAAGUGAAACUUUCGCCGACAAACAAGAUUUCUUUUAUCAUGAAGUGAGAAAGCAUCAUCAGAAACAUUACCACGAAAAGCUUUCGAUAAAAGUUCAACGCGAGAAACUGUUGGAAUCGUCCAUGAAAGCAACCAAAGGAUUUUCCGUGAGCGAUUGGUGUAGAAAUUUCGAGAUCACCUUUCAGGGUGAACAAGGCGUCGACUGGGGUGGUGUAAGACGAGAAUGGUUUGAAUUAAUUUGUGCGGCACUAUUCGAUCCUGGAAACGGCUUAUUCGCGACGUUUGUAGAAUCACAACAGGCACUAGUUCAUCCUAACAGUAAACGGCCUUCACAUCUCAAGUUAAAACACUACGAGUUUGCAGGACGAAUCGUGGGCAAAUGCCUCUACGAAUCGGCACUUGGUGGUUCCUAUCGACAAUUAGUGCGAGCAAGAUUCACAAGAUCAUUUCUUGCGCAAAUCAUAGGCCUCAGAGUGCAUUAUAAGUAUUUCGAACAAGACGACCCGGAUUUAUAUCUGAGCAAGAUAAAGUAUAUUCUCGAGAAUGAUGUCGAGGAAAUGGAACUGUAUUUCGUUGAAGAAGAGUACGAUAAAGACGGUCAAUUAUUAAAGGUAGCUGAAUUAAUUCCCGGAGGUAGCAAGAUUCGUGUAACGAACGAGACGAAGCUACGUUAUUUGGACGCACUUGCGCAACAUAGACUCGCUAGUUCUAUACGAAACGAAGUCGAACAUUUUCUAAGGGGUUUGAACGAACUCAUUCCCGAUAAUCUUUUGGGAAUCUUCGAUGAGAACGAACUCGAAUUAUUAUUAUGUGGAACUGGUGAAUACAGCGUGGCAGAUCUACGUGCCCACCACAUAGCAAACGGGAGUUCUCCAGAGUUUCUUAGAGUUCUAGAUUGGUUCUGGACCGCGGUUAGCAACUUUACACGGGAAGAGAUGGCCCGACUAUUACAAUUCACUACAGGUUGUUCGCAAUUACCACCCGGUGGAUUUCAACAACUCAGUCCACGAUUUCAGAUUACAGCAGCACCAACUUUUGCUAACUUGCCUACAGCACAUACUUGCUUCAAUCAGCUCUGCUUACCCGAUUACGAAUGUUACGAUCACUUUGAGAGAGCUUUAUUAUUAGCAAUUAGUGAGGGUACUGAAGGUUUUGGUAUGAUCUAAGGAGAUUCAAAGUCCAUUCAGUUCUAGUCGUAUCUAAUUAUGAUAUUUAGUUAACAUUCUCUUUUUCUUUCGUAUUAUUAACAUAGUUUUACUUUAAGAUAAAAAGAAGUGUGAACAUUCCCUUUAUGGGGGUCAGAAAA
This is a messenger RNA of Habropoda laboriosa, 3090 nucleotides long. RefSeq names its product apoptosis-resistant E3 ubiquitin protein ligase 1. Lineage: Eukaryota; Metazoa; Arthropoda; Insecta; Hymenoptera; Apidae. Gene Ontology annotation, biological process: protein polyubiquitination; positive regulation of protein catabolic process; proteasome-mediated ubiquitin-dependent protein catabolic process. Bases 95 to 2950 code for a protein of 951 amino acids. The record is from RefSeq and is a predicted model, not a curated record. The transcript has 16 exons. Gene Ontology annotation, molecular function: ubiquitin-protein transferase activity.